This is a messenger RNA of Cryptomeria japonica (Japanese cedar), 1040 nucleotides long. RefSeq names its product germin-like protein subfamily 2 member 1. The record is from RefSeq and is a predicted model, not a curated record. The transcript has a single exon. Gene Ontology annotation, cellular component: cell wall. The coding region runs from base 127 to 903 and encodes 258 amino acids. NCBI's taxonomy places the organism in Eukaryota, Viridiplantae, Streptophyta, Pinopsida, Cupressales, Cupressaceae. Gene Ontology annotation, molecular function: manganese ion binding.
AAUGUCAAAAUGAUGGCCUACCCUUCACCAAAUUUCACUGCACUACUCCACCUCGCUUCACUCACACAACUCUAAUUUUUUUCUCUAUUUUGCUUUGCUUCACAUCAAAUUCACCCCUCCUUAUAAAUGUUUUCCACCAAUCCCACACCAAACAUCUUCAUUCCUACAAUGGCCAAACACACCAUCAAGAUCUGCCUUCUCCUGCUUCUCCUACACAUAAGCUUUUCAUCUGGUUGGGAUUCAGACUCUGUGCAGGAUUUGUGUGUGACAAACCCAUCUUCAGGAUUUCAACUCAAUGGCUUCCCAUGCAAAGAUCAAUCCAAAGUAGUUUCCUCAGAUUUCAAAAGCUCCCUGCUGAUCAAGCCAGGAAACACAUCAAAUCCCCUGAGAUCUGCUCUCACAAUUGGCACAGCUUCAAGCUUUCAUGGUCUCAACACUCAGGGCCUCUCAUUUGCCAGAAUAGAUUAUGCCCAGGGAGGAAUAGUGCAGCCCCACUACCAUCCCAGGGCUUCUGAGGUCUUGUUUGUAUUGAAGGGGACACUUCAGGCAGGAUUCAUUGAUACCCAGAACAGAUUGUUUACAGAGAUGCUUAGUGAAGGGGAUCUGUUUGUUUUCCCUGUGGGGAUGGUGCAUUUUAUUCGGAAUGUAGGGAGAGGGGAAGCAGUGAGCUUGUCAAGCUUGAAUAGCCAAAACCCAGGUGCUGUGCUCAUUGCCAAAACACUUUUUAGUUCAAACCCUGGAGUUCCUGAUGGUGUCCUGGCUAGGGCGUUCAGAAUUUCAGAGGGUGAAGUCCAUUCCAUUGAGAAGGCCAUGUCAAGUAGGGGAGAAAUGAAAUAUGGGGGCCUGUCUGCUUAUAUGAUGUUAUUGGUUCAGUUCAUCAUUUGUCUGUAUAUAUGUGUGUGAGUAUCAUGUUUGUGAUUUUCUUAUUCUAUUGAUGUAUAAAACCCUCAUAAAUGAAAGAACAGUCAUCCAAUUGAUAGUUCAUACUUGAUUACAUUCUCAGAAUGUAUGUAGGUAGUCUCUUUGAGGUUUGCCAUCUU